Messenger RNA from Tripterygium wilfordii, 3811 nucleotides. Its product is annotated as transcription factor MYB3R-1-like. Gene Ontology annotation, biological process: regulation of DNA-templated transcription. Gene Ontology annotation, molecular function: RNA polymerase II cis-regulatory region sequence-specific DNA binding; DNA-binding transcription factor activity, RNA polymerase II-specific. Lineage: Eukaryota; Viridiplantae; Streptophyta; Magnoliopsida; Celastrales; Celastraceae. The transcript is spliced from 13 exons. Gene Ontology annotation, cellular component: nucleus. The record is from RefSeq and is a predicted model, not a curated record. The coding region runs from base 350 to 3667 and encodes 1105 amino acids.
GCGCCCCUUUAUGUUUGAAUAGCUCUUUAGACCGUUUCAUUCUCUCUAUUUCUCUCUCUUUCGCUUAAAGCUUUUUUCUGGAUUGAAUUCGAAGGGGUAUUUGCAGAUCCCUCAGUCUCUUCUGACUCUACUUCGAAAUUUGGAUCUGCAAAUGCGUACCGUUGUGAUUGCGGCAUCGUUUCUCUCUCGCAGAUUUUCAAUUCGCAUUUUGAAGCUCAGUUCGCCUGUGCCUUGGAAGGAUACUCUUGUUACUUGUUAGGGAGGUUUAUAAUGAUUUGGAGAUCAUAUUCUGGAGAGAAUCGCUAUCUAGUGGGCAUUGGGUUAUGCAGCUUUAUUUGUCAAUCGAACAAUGGACAGUGACAUGAUAACUUCUACUCCGUCAGACGGGUGCAGUGAUGGCAUUCAGAAGAUGCGACCUCUACAUGGGAGGACUAGUGGCCCUACAAGGCGUUCUACUAAGGGACAAUGGACAGCUGAAGAAGAUGAGAUUUUGCGUAAAGCCGUCCAGAGUUUCAAAGGGAAGAACUGGAAGAAAAUAGCGGAGUGUUUCAAGGAUAGGACUGAUGUGCAGUGCCUGCAUAGGUGGCAAAAGGUUUUGAAUCCAGAACUCAUAAAAGGCCCAUGGUCAAAAGAGGAGGACGAAAUAAUUAUUGAAUUGGUGCACAAAUAUGGGCCAAAAAAGUGGUCAACCAUCGCACGACAUUUACCCGGACGUAUUGGAAAGCAAUGCCGAGAAAGGUGGCACAAUCAUCUUAAUCCUGCCAUCAACAAAGAGGCAUGGACGCAGCAGGAGGAGUUGGCUUUAAUUCGUGCCCAUCAAAUUUAUGGGAACAGAUGGGCAGAACUAACCAAAUUCUUGCCGGGAAGGGGAGACAAUGCUAUAAAAAAUCACUGGAACAGUUCUGUAAAGAAAAAAUUGGAGUCUUACUUGGCAUCAGGUCUAUUGGAUCAGUUUCCAGCCCUGCCUCUUGGCACAAAUCACCAUCAAUCCAUGCCUGCAUCUUCUUCUAGGAUGCAGAGUAGCGGCGAGGAUAGUAGUCAUAGAUCUGGCAGGGAACCCGAAGAAAUAUCUGAAUGCAGUCAGGAUUCAAAUGUUGUUGGGUACUCUCAGUCCGCAGGAGACUUAGUAAAUUCAGUUAUACAUACAAAGGAGGAAUUCCAGUUGACCGAAGAGUCUCAACUACGAAAGGAGCAUAGCUCCAGUUCAGGCUCUUUUCAUACCCAGGACAUACCUUUUGAAGGAGGUUUCUCUUCCAGCUUUCUUCAGCAGAAUCUCUCAGAUAACGCUGGGAGUUCUGCAAGUAGAGAUCACCAGUUUAAUAUGCAUGAAUUGCCUAAUAUAUCUUCACUGGAACUCAGGCAGGAAUCAUCAGGGUUGCCAAGUCAUUGUACAGGUACUAAUGCAAGCCACAAAGUGCUGAAUGCUACCUUACAAACGUCAAUAGGGCGUAGAGCUCCUGCUUCCAUGGAAAAUAUGGCUGCAACUCAUGCUAAACAGGGGCAUGUGCUCAUAUCUGACGAUGAAUGUUGCAGGGUCCUAUUCUCAGGGGCAAUGAAUGAUGGAUGUUUUCCCUCUGAAGAUCUUACCAAAGGUUCAAGUUUGGCUGACUUGGUUGGAUGUUCAGAUUCAAUACUUUGCCAACCAUCAAAUUUCCAAUCACCUGAAAGCAGCAGAACUUUGGUCUCACACUCAUACUAUCCUUCAAGGUCUGAUGUACUUCAAACUUCAUGCUGUCAACCUUCUCUUUCUGUUCCUUCACUGCAUGCAGUGAGUGAAGAUGCAAUUGUAUAUGCUAGGGCAGUCGAUCAGUUUAUUGGUCAUCCUUUCGGAAUUCAAGAGCAAGAGUUCGUUUCCGGAGAAACCGAUGGCUUUAUAUAUACCACUGGUUCUGCCAACUCCCUUUCUGGUGAUGGUGCAGAUAACUCUGGCCCGCAAGAGCAAACUUUUGAGAUAAGGGAAUCUUCAAAACUAGUACCUAUGAACUCAUUUGGUUCUGGAUCAGAUAUAAUGCAAACUUGCCCUCCUGUCGAUGAAAAACCCAGUGUGCUCACAGAACAGCAGGAUGGAGGAGCUCUAUGUUAUGAACCUCCUCGUUUUCCAAGCAUGGAUGUUCCUUUUUUAAGUUGUGAUCUCAUACAAUCUGGAAGUGACAUGCAGCAAGAGUACAGUCCUCUGGGUAUUCGACAGUUGAUGAUGUCCUCUAUGAACUGCUUCACGCCAUUUAGGUUGUGGGAUUCACCAUCUCGGGAUAGUAGCCCUGAAGCUGUGUUGAAAAGUGCUGCUAAAACUUUCACAGGAACUCCAUCCAUUUUGAAGAAACGAAACCGCGAUUUAUUGUCACCUUUGUCAGAUAGAAGAGCAGACAAGAAACUGGAGAUUGACGUGACAUCCAGUUUGAGCAAAGAAUUCUCUCGUUUGGAUGUUUUGUUUGAUGAUAGUGGGACUGACAAAGAAUCUCCAAUGUCCUUAUCAUCUAAUCAUAAAAGGAACUCUGUGGCUUCCAUUGAUGAAAAAGAAAAUAUGGAUCCUGCUUUCGAAGUUGGACGAGAGAACCAGAACCAGAGAACUCAUUCUCCUAAAUCAAUUAUUAGCGUAUCGGACAAAGACUUUAAUAGUGAUCAGUUUCAGGAGAAAAUGAAUCAAGGGGAUGGUAAAAACAACGUUGAUCCUGAUACUAGUCUCCGAAGUGUACAACAGCAAUGUGGGGUUCUUGUUGAGAGGAAUGGUCCUGAUGAUACCUCAGAUGAUAGAAUAUCAGACAAGCAUUUUUUGAGUGGUAAUUCUAAAAAUAAUGUAAAGCAAGGGAUCACUGAUACUGAUACUAAAACUAACCUUGAUCCUGAGGCCGGUUCCCAAACUAUAAAGCAACAACGUGGAGUUCUUGCUGACCAUAAAAUGAAAGAUCUGUUAAUUGUUUCUCCUGACCAAGUUUCAAUUAAAGUGGAAAAACGAUCUAGCUUCAGUGCUCAAACAACAAGAAACCAAUGUACUAAGAGGUUGGGAGCUACACCAAGUCGAGUUAUGACAUCAGAGUCUUCAUCUGGAAAUCCAUGUCUAGUUGUUUCCUCUCCUUCUGGUUGGGGAAAGAAUCUUGAUAGUCACCCAAAAGCAGUUAACUUGGCACAUCCUGUUCGUCCAUCUCUACCAUUAGAAAAUAUGGUCAACCAUGCUGGGAAUGAAAACUCUAGCGUAUUUAGUGAAACUCCGUUCAAAAGAAGUAUUGAGUCCCCUUCUGCGUGGAAGUCCCCUUGGUUCAUCAAUUCUUUUCUUCCUGGCCCAAGGAUUGAUACAGAUAUAACAAUUGAGGAUAUUGGGUAUCUUAUGAGUCCAGGCGAAAGAAGCUACGACGCCAUCGGGUUGAUGAAACAGUUAAGUGAGCACACUUCAGCUGCAUAUGCAGAUGCCCUGGAGGUACUAGGAAAUGACACUCCAGAAACAAUAUUAAGGCGAAAAUGCUCCAAUAUUCAGAAUCUCAACCAAGAGAAUCACACUUUACAUAAUGAGACAGAGAACAGGCCCCAUUUGGCUUCAAAUGUUUUGAGUGAGUGUCGUGUUCUUGACUUCAGCGAAUGUGGGACUCCUGGGAAGGAAACUGCAAAGGAGAAACCCUCGACUGCUGUAAGCUUCUCAAGCCCCUCUUCCUAUCUUUUGAAAGGUUGCAGAUAGUGUUGCUCAAACCUUACAUUGUCACUAUUAUUUGUACUAAUUGUUUCUAUAUAUAGUUCUCGUCAUUUUUUCCAUUGCAUAAAUAUUUUGGGAGAGCCUUAUGAUUCCUUCACUUUUGUCCCUCUUUCUAGAUGAUCUUCCAUU